AUGACUUCGAUAUUUAAUACCAGUAGUUUGCCUGAUGUCAUGCAACGUAUGAUUACACCUCACUAUGAACAAAUUGUCAAUGAAAUAGAACAGAUUUAUCAUCAUCCUGACACAGGAUUGAUUACAAUUGCACAAUGGCUCGGUGUACCGAUUAUAGCUCCAAAUAAGAAGAUAAGUAUAUUGCUCAUCGGCAAUCAUAGCGCUGGUAAAUCUUCUCUUGUGAAUUGGUACAUCGAAGAUAAUGUUCAACGGACUGGAGUAGCAAUUGAAACCCAAGGAGUUUCAAUCAUCACAAGUGGUAAACGACGAGAAUCACUAAUGGGUCCAGCUACAAUGCAUUUAUUUCCUUAUCUUCGUCCUCUAGGAAAUAUUCCUGGUCUUAUGAAUUAUUUAACAACAGAAAUCUCAUCUUCAAAACAAAAGAAAUUUCCUCUCGUUUCGUUUGUCGACACACCAGGUCUUGUCGAUGGUGCCAUGGCAUACCCAUUUGAUGUUGAACAAGCCAUUCUCUGGCUCGGUAAUCAUGCUGAUUUGAUAUUUGUUUUAUUUGAUCCCAUUGGCCAAGCACUAUGCAAACGAACCUUAACACUUGUGGAACAAUUGAAUAAAUCCAAUCCCGAAAAGAUGCAUUAUUAUCUAGCGAAAGCUGAUGAAGCUGGUAGCGAUCGUGAUCGACAUCGUGUCUUAAUGCAAAUCGUUCAAAAUCUUUGUCGACAACCGGAAAUCUCCAAAACGAACUUCGAUAUGCCAACUAUUUAUCUACCUGAACUAGCCAAAGAAACACGGUGUACAAAUCAAAUUCACGAAGUUUGUUCAACUAUCGAUCACGCGGUAUUUAGUAGUGUACAAAAAUCGUUGAAUACUUUACAUAAUGAUUCCAAACGCUUAGAGCAAUGUAUUGCUGAUCGUUUAAUAUUGCACGAAAAAACUCAAAUUAGACAUCGAUCGUGGAAUAUCAAAUUGUCGAUCGUGCAAUUUAUUUCAUUACUAUUGAUGAUACUUUCAUCGAUAUUGAUCUUUCGACGUUAUGUGAAAACAUCUCAUCUAAGAAUUCCAUUGUUGUUCCCAGACGAAUUUUCAACCACAUGGCAAAUCGAUUCGACAUUGAAUGUUAUUGAUGAUUUUCUCUUUUAUCCAACUUAUUCCCUAUUAUUAAUCAUUCUUCUAAUCAACGGAAUCAUUUUUUCCCUUGGACAGUUUAUUCGAAGUCGUCAAAAGGAUGUUCUUAAUCAUCGAGAAAAGAAGAUGUUUACAGCAUUCAAACAUCAUUUACAAACAAACGUUGGCGUCAAACAAAAAAACUUAUAUGAAUCCUUUCUGGCUGAAACUAUUGAUUAA
Messenger RNA from Adineta ricciae, 1338 nucleotides. NCBI's taxonomy places the organism in Eukaryota, Metazoa, Rotifera, Eurotatoria, Adinetida, Adinetidae. The record is from the annotation of a GenBank genome assembly.